Messenger RNA from Tupaia belangeri chinensis (Chinese tree shrew), 1043 nucleotides. Its product is annotated as olfactory receptor 4K15. Lineage: Eukaryota; Metazoa; Chordata; Mammalia; Scandentia; Tupaiidae. Bases 69 to 1043 code for a protein of 324 amino acids. The transcript has a single exon. Gene Ontology annotation, cellular component: membrane. Gene Ontology annotation, molecular function: G protein-coupled receptor activity; olfactory receptor activity. The record is from RefSeq and is a predicted model, not a curated record. Gene Ontology annotation, biological process: G protein-coupled receptor signaling pathway.
AUUUUAUUGAUGGAACUCUGUUUCUCUUCUAUUCAGGUAACGGGAAAAACAAGUCCCUUCCAAAGUAAAUGAAUGAAACAAAUCAUUCUCGGGUGACUGAAUUUGUGUUGUUGGGACUCUCGAGUUCCAAAGAACUCCAACCUUUCUUGUUUCUCAUAUUUUCAUUACUUUACCUAGCAAUUCUGCUGGGCAACUUUCUCAUCAUCCUCACUGUGUCCUCAGAUUCCCGUCUUCAUACCCCCAUGUACUUUCUGCUUGCCAACCUCUCAUUUAUAGAUGUAUGUGUUGCCUCUUUUGCUACCCCCAAAAUGAUUGCAGACUUUCUGGUGGAACGCAAGACAAUUUCUUUUGAUGCCUGCCUGGCUCAGAUUUUCUUUGUUCACCUCUUCACUGGCAGUGAAAUGGUGAUCCUAGUAUCCAUGGCCUAUGACCGCUACGUUGCUAUAUGCAAACCCCUCCACUACAUGACCAUCAUGAGCCGCCGGGUAUGUAUCAUUCUUGUCCUCAUCUCCUGGUUUGUGGGCUUCAUCCACACUACUAGCCAGCUUGCAUUUACUGUUAACCUACCUUUUUGUGGACCUAAUCAGGUAGAUAGUUUUUUCUGUGACUUGCCUCUAGUGACCAAGCUAGCCUGCAUGGACACUUAUGUUGUCAGUCUACUAAUAGUUGCAGACAGUGGCUUUCUGUCCUUGAGUUCAUUCCUUCUCCUGGUUGUGUCCUACACAGUGAUACUUAUCACAGUGCGGAAUCGCUCUUCGGCUAGCAUGGCAAAGGCCCGCUCCACCUUGACUGCUCACAUCACUGUGGUCACACUGUUUUUUGGACCCUGUAUUUUCAUCUAUGUGUGGCCUUUCAGCAGUUAUUCAGUUGACAAAGUCCUAGCUGUGUUCUAUACCAUCUUUACUCCCAUUUUAAACCCAGUUAUCUACACACUAAGGAACAAAGAAGUGAAAGCUGCUAUGUCAAAACUGAGGAGUCGAUAUCUGAAGCCUGGACAGGUUUCUGCAGUCAUAAGAAAUGUUCUUUUCCUGGAAACAAAGUAA